CACCUAGCUAUUAGUGUGUGGGGAGCUCAUCCCUGAGCUGUCGGCCCUCGCUUUCACACUCUCUGUACUGUAGGCUGGUUUCAAGUCCGUCUUCGUGUUGUAUCAUACUUUCACGGGAUGCUCUGGAGGCAUAAUGAUAAACGACAUGUUGUCGUGGUCGUCGGGCACACAGGAGUGGGCGUAAGCUCCCUCGUGAACCUCCUGGCCGGUUGUCCUGUGUCGCGAAAUAGUCCAGAUGCCAAGCCACACACACGAUGGGACAAGAAACAUCUCAUACAAAUCGGCGACUCGGAGAGAUAUGUUUCUGUGUACGAGAUACCGGGUUUCGGCGGGGAUAUCAAAGAUGGUACCCUCAUCAACUACGUCCGAUCCCUGCAUGCUCAUCGUGGAAUUGAUCUCGUACUCUACUGCAUGCGGCCGAUGAGGGACACCUUUAUGCCGCAGACUUUCAAGCUGUUGCGGGAGAGCCUGCACAGAGUGCCCUUUGUUGCAGUUGUAACAGGGUUGGAAUAUUACGGCGAGACAAUGGAGCAGUGGUGGUCCACGCCCUCCGAGAAAGAUAAACCCGCGAACGGGAGGAUGUUGGAAAUGGAGUUCGAGAUGACCUUUCAGGACCACGUUUGCGUAACGACGCUACCGGAGGUGGCGAUUGACGACAAUAAGAAGUUGACAAGACGGAGAGAGGGAUCAGAUGAAGACGUUGAAAAUUUGGUUUGCAAGUACUGCAAAGAGGAUACCAAGACACCAGCUGCUGGUGGUGUCUGGUGGAGACUCUCGGCAAGGCUUAAAGUGAGGGCUGCCAUUUAUGCUCAUUAACAUGCAAUGGACUUGGUCGAUUCCAUGUCACUGCUUGCCAAGCGUUGGGUGGAACAUCAGGGUUUGGUAGGACACUUGCUUUAAGACAUCUGGUUCUCUAGGUUAGUGGUAGGGGACUGUAGUCUUGGGACUCAAAUGUGCAACAUACGUCGGGAUUUGCG
Pisolithus orientalis is the source of this 977-nucleotide messenger RNA. RefSeq lists its product as uncharacterized. Gene Ontology annotation, molecular function: GTP binding. The coding region runs from base 118 to 816 and encodes 232 amino acids. The record is from RefSeq and is a predicted model, not a curated record. Lineage: Eukaryota; Fungi; Basidiomycota; Agaricomycetes; Boletales; Pisolithaceae. The transcript has 2 exons.